GGCCCAGCGGCCGGGGGGAGCGAACGCGGAUCGGCUCCCUCCCGGUGGUGCCUGCCUUGUACGCCGUGACAGCGACAUUCUUUUCUUUUACCUGACCGUCUCCCCAAGCACCACGCCGACGCCCCGCCCGCGGCCCCUCCGGCUGCCUCGGCUUCCUCUCCUUAUAUAGAGUCCCCUCGCCCCGCAACCACUCGCUUCGCAUGCCCGCCCGCUGCCAUGAACGGGGGCAGUAGAGUACAGGGGCUCUAGUGGCGGCGCGGUUGCCAGCGGAGCGGAGUGCUGGGCGGCGGCGGCGGGAAUGGGGCUGCUGUCGAACCGGGUGGAGCGGUCGGACAUCCGCCCCGGCGACCACAUCUACACCUGGCGAGCCGUCUACGCCUACUCCCACCACGGAAUUUAUGUUGGAGGAAGCAAAGUGGUCCAUUUUACACGAAAGAAAGAAAUUGAAAGUUCAGAUUCGUCAGACUCUGCCUCCAGCCUGAUCUCAGAAGUUCCAUCAGAGUGCCAAACAUUCCCUGAUUGUGGAUUUCAGCUGCCCAAUAGUGGAGUCGUCCUCACUUGCUUGGACUGUUUCCUCCGCAAUGGCUCCCUCUACUGCUUCGAGUAUGGAGUGCCAUCUGCAGUUUUCCUCGCAAAACUUCGUGGAGGAACCUGCACCAUUGCCGAAUCAGACCCACCAGAGGUUGUUGUCCAUCGAGCAAUGUACUUGCUUCAAAAUGGGUUUGGACACUAUGACAUGUUUGAGAAGAACUGCGAGGACUUUGCACUCUACUGCAAGACUGGGCUUCUAUCAGUUGAGGAACCUGGCAUCGGGACUAGCGGGCAAGCUUCUUCUGCCAUUGGUGUGCCAUUGGCAGCUCUUCUGUCCACUCCGUUUAAGCUUUUGGCAGCCGGCCCGCUUGGAAUGGCCACUGUCACAGCUGGGAUGUACUGUGCUGGCAGAUACAUUACUGACAUAGGAGUAAGGAAGGACGUAGCAAAAGUUGAAGUGGAGAAAUUGACGUCACACCCUGGUUUCCGCCUUGUUGAAGAUGAAGAAUCGGUGAACAAGCGAUCAGAAAAACCCAAGACCUUGCUCCCUAUGAAGAGGAAACGUGAAAGGUGACGGCAAAGCGCAGCUUGGGACGAUGAACUUAUCUGCCUUAAUUGGCACGGAAUUGUGGAUAAUGUGGGAUGUAUAGUAUAUGCUCCACUGUAAUAAAACCAGUAUAGAUAUGUACCUCAGAAUGUGCCCUAAUUUGAUUAGGUGCGCACCUCACAUGAUCAAUUGAACUGCUUUAUGAAUUACUGAAUCACUAUAUCAUCUAGAUUUUCUUCUA
Panicum virgatum (switchgrass) is the source of this 1319-nucleotide messenger RNA. Its product is annotated as protein LEAD-SENSITIVE 1-like. The transcript is spliced from 2 exons. Lineage: Eukaryota; Viridiplantae; Streptophyta; Magnoliopsida; Poales; Poaceae. The record is from RefSeq and is a predicted model, not a curated record. Bases 299 to 1105 code for a protein of 268 amino acids.